Daucus carota subsp. sativus is the source of this 2681-nucleotide messenger RNA. RefSeq names its product E3 ubiquitin-protein ligase COP1. NCBI's taxonomy places the organism in Eukaryota, Viridiplantae, Streptophyta, Magnoliopsida, Apiales, Apiaceae. Gene Ontology annotation, biological process: proteasome-mediated ubiquitin-dependent protein catabolic process. The coding region runs from base 330 to 2408 and encodes 692 amino acids. The transcript has 13 exons. The record is from RefSeq and is a predicted model, not a curated record. Gene Ontology annotation, molecular function: protein binding; ubiquitin protein ligase activity.
ACAAUGAAUCAAAAUGAAAACGCCCGCGUUAACGUGGUUCCUUUACGCCCUCACAAAUAUCUCCCCGUUCUCUCUCCAAACCACACACACAUACACACACAAACUCCUCUCCUAAACCAAAUCUUCUCUUACAAAUAUCUUCUUAUGUGUGUCUCAACUCUACUUUCGUUUCGGACAGCCGAAUUUCCGACUUUGACAACAUUAUUUACAAUACUAGUAGUAUUUUUAAUUAGUAGCGGAUCGAGAAUUUUAGUAACUUUAAGUAUGUAAUAGUGAAUUCGGAGUAAGUCGAAAUAUUAAAAGUUUGGUCGAGCGGUCGGGAUUUAUUUAUGGUAGGGAGUAGUUCGGUAGGUGCGCUUGUGCCAUCAGUGAAGUCGGAUCCGAUGGUGAUCGGUGGCGGUUCUGAAGCUCAAGCUGCUGGUGAGGAAGGCGGCGGGGACGAGGCGGCGAUGCAGGUGGCGCAGCCUUCGGUGGUGGGAGUGGAGGCGGUGGAGAUGGAGUCGAUGGAGAUGGACAAGGAUUUUUUGUGUCCGAUAUGCAUGCAAAUUAUUAAGGAUGCGUUUCUGACUUCUUGUGGACAUAGUUUUUGUUAUAUGUGUAUUGUUAUGCAUUUGGAGAAUAAGAGUAAUUGUCCGAGUUGCGGUCAUUAUCUUACCACCAAGCAGAUUCAUCCUAAUUUUAUCCUCAAUAAGUUAAUGACAAAGACUUCUGCUCGUCAAAUAGCCAAGACUGCAACUCCAUUUGAGCAACUUCGUCAGGCACUACAACAGGGAUGCGAGGUAUCAGUUAAAGAGCUGGACAUCCUCAUAAAUAUGCUUGCAGAGAAGAAGCGGAAAAUGGAGCAGGAAGAAGCUGAGACAAAUUUACAGAUAAUGCAUGAUUUUUUGCUAUGUCUGAAAAGGCAAAAGCUUGAAGAGCUCAACGGGAUACAAGCUGAGCUGCGUUACAUCAAGGAGGACAUAGGUGUCGUUGAGAGACAAAGAAUAGAUUUAUACCGAGCACGAGAAAGAUAUGCAGUAAAGCCGAAGAUGCUUACUGAGGAUGCUUCAACAAAAACAGCGUGGCCUUCAUUGGUUGAUAAACGCGGUAGUGGAAUAAUGUCUAGCCCUAAUGUGCAAGGUCAGAGCAGGAUGACAUCAGGCAGUUUGCAAGAUAGGAGAGCUGAUGCACUGGCUCUUAGAAGUUCACAAAUUUUCCAAAGGAAGGAUGCUUGUAGCGGAUCUGAUUCGCCACACAAUACGCAGUCAGGAGUCUCUGCAGCACGGAAGAGGCGGAUUCAUGCACAGUUUAAUGAGCUACAAGAAUGUUAUCUUCAAAAAAAGCGUCAGCGGGAUAGACAAGCACAUAAACAAGAACAGAGGGAAACAACAGCUGUAAGCAGAGAAGGUUUUAGUGCAGGACUUGAAGAUUUUCAGUCUGUUCUGUCUAGUUUUACACGCUACAGCCGGCUUCGGGUCAUAGCUGAACUUAGGCAUGGGGAUCUUUUUCAUGCUGCCAAUAUUGUAUCAAGUAUUGAAUUUGAUCGAGAUGAUGAAUUAUUUGCUACUGCUGGAGUUUCGCGUCGUAUCAAAGUGUUCGAGUUUAAUUCGGUGGUUAACGAAUCAGCCGAUGUGCAAUGCCCCGUCGUUGAAAUGUCUACACGUUCCAAACUUAGUUGCCUAAGCUGGAACAAGUACACUAAAAACCACUUGGCCAGCAGUGAUUAUGAGGGUAUUGUAACUGUCUGGGAUGUAAAUACUCGCCAGAGUGUGAUGGAGUACGAGGAGCAUGAGAAAAGAGCUUGGAGUGUUGAUUUUUCUAAAAUUGAGCCUUCAAUGCUUGUAUCUGGGAGUGACGACUGCAAGGUUAAAAUAUGGUGUACAAAACAGGAGGCGAGUGUCCUUAAUAUUGACAUGAAAGCAAAUAUAUGUUCUGUGAAGUAUAAUCCUGGAUCUAGCUUUCAUGUGGCAGUGGGCUCUGCUGAUCAUCACAUCCAUUACUACGACUUGAGAAAUAUAAGCCAACCUUUACAUGUCUUCAGCGGUCACAGAAAAGCUGUUUCUUAUGUAAAAUUUUUGUCGAACAAUGAGCUAGCUUCUGCAUCUACUGACAGCACAUUGCGGUUGUGGGAUGUAAAGGAAAACUUACCAUUGCGCACAUAUAGAGGACACACCAACGAGAAGAAUUUUGUAGGUCUCUCAGUGAAUAGUGAAUACCUUGCUUGCGGCAGCGAAACAAAUGAAGUGUUUGCAUAUCACAAGGACAUCUCUAAACCAGCCGCAUGGCAUAGAUUCGGUGCUGAUUCAGAAGAAGCCGAGGACGAUCCAGGUUCUUACUUCAUCAGUGCUGUUUGUUGGAAAAGUGAUAGUCCAACAAUGCUGACUGCAAAUAGUCGAGGAACAAUUAAAGUUCUGGUACUUGCUGCAUGAUUGGUAUACAUGUAAAAUGAAAUUUCAUAAUAAGAGUUAGUUUGUAGACUGGGAAAAUUGUCAUAUUAGGUUUGAAGGAUUCUUAUCCUCCCAAGUUCCGUUAAUAUGGGACUCGAAAAUUCCUGAAGACGGGUGUAUGUAAAUCAUGUCUUCCAUUAUUUUUUUUCCUUCCCUUAAUCAUUCUUUAAGAAUGUGUUGGCUGUUGCAAAGUGCAAUGCAUUGGUUGUCACAUUUUAAGAAGCAUUUUAUUUACAGGAAGUUGUCACAUUUUAA